Molecule: messenger RNA, 678 nt
Organism: Helicoverpa armigera (cotton bollworm)
Lineage: Eukaryota; Metazoa; Arthropoda; Insecta; Lepidoptera; Noctuidae
Source: the annotation of a RefSeq genome assembly
AUGAUAAGUAAUUUAUUUUCAAUUUUUGACCCCUCUACUAAUUUAUUUAAUAUCCCAUUUAAUUGAAUUAGAACAAUUCUAGGAAUUAUAUUUAUCCCAUACUCAUUUUGAUUAAUUCCUAAUCGACAUUUUUUUUUAUGAAAUUUUAUUUUAUUAAAAUUACAUAAUGAAUUUAAAACUUUAUUAAAAAAUAAUUAUUUUCAAGGAUCAACUUUUAUUUUUAUUUCCAUAUUUACUUUUAUCUUAUUUAAUAAUUUUUUAGGACUAUUCCCCUAUAUUUUUACAAGAACUAGUCAUUUAACAUUAUCUUUAUCAAUUUCUUUACCUUUAUGAUUAAGAUUUAUAAUUUAUGGUUGAUUAAAUAAUUCUCAACAUAUAUUUAUUCAUAUAAUCCCUCAAGGAACACCUUCUAUUUUAAUACCAUUUAUAGUAUUAAUUGAAACAAUUAGAAACAUUAUUCGACCUGGAACUUUAGCUGUACGAUUAACAGCUAAUAUAAUUGCUGGACAUUUAUUAAUAACCCUUCUAAGAAAUAAUGGAUGUAAUAUAAGAUCAUAUUUUAUUGUAAUUCUUGUUAUAAUUCAAAUUUUAUUAUUAAUUUUAGAAUCAGCCGUUGCGGUUAUUCAAUCUUAUGUAAUUGCAAUUUUAAGUACAUUAUAUUCUAGUGAAGUAAAUUAA